AUGAAAAAUUAUAUACUUCGAAAUACUAAUAAAUGUAUUUCAAGGCUUUCUGGGGGUGUAGAAAAAGCGUAUAUCAACUCACUAAUUAGUGAUAUUCGAGGGAAAUUUUUAUUUAGUAGAGCAAUAUAUACAAACAAUGGAACAUGCGAAGAUGAACGAGGGGAAAAACUGUGCGAAGAUUUUAUAGAUGAUCAUAGAAACUUAUGUACAGAAAUAAAAACUAAUGUAGAACAAGAUGAAAUAUAUAGAGAAAAACAGAAUGAGUUUACUAAAAUAUUUGAUGAAAACAAAUUUGAAAAAGAAGAUUAUAGCACAGUUAAAAUUGUAAAUAAAAACAAUACGGAUACUAGUGAAUUUUUGUUAAAUAAUGAAAAUUACUUAAAUUUUAUAAACAAAUACAACAAUAACAGUAAUGUUAAUAAUAAUAAUAGUAAAACUAAGGGUAGCCGAUUUAGUAAAAACAAUUUACAAAUUGAAGAUACAGAAAAAAGUCUAUGGGAAAUUUUAAAAGAAAAAGAAGAGUACUUAAAAAAUAAAAAAAAAUUAAAACUAUAUAAAAAAGAACUUGACAACAAAGCAAAUAAAGAAUAUGAAAAAAUUAUAAAAGAGGAAAAAUAUAUUAAUCAAAAAAUUAAUGAUACACACAACUUUAGAACAAGUGAUAAUAAAAAAAAAGAAGAGAUAAAUAAUAUAGAAAAAAAACAUAAAAAAAAAAUAUUAGAAAAAAAUAAUAUAUAUAAUGAUAUUGAUACAUUUUUAGAAGGUGAACAAAAAUAUAUUAAUGAUAUAAAAUCUUAUGAAGAAAUAUAUGACGAAAAUUCUAAAAAAAUUAAUAAAAAAUCAGUGGACGAAUAUAAAGAAGAAAAAAAGAAUGAUGAUAAUGAUUUUUGCUUAAAUAAUAUAAUUAGCGAAGAUGUGAAAAGACAUGUGAGAAAUUAUAGUAUUAAUGAACAUAGUAACAAAAACAAACAAAUAGGAAGUAAUAUAUUAAUUAAUGAUUUGAAUGUACAAAAUAAAAACAGACAUGAAAUAUUAAAUGAUAACUUAUUAAAUGAUCAAUUAUUUGUAGAGGAGCUAAAUGAUAUAUCUGCAAAAAAAUGCAUAGAAAAAAUUAUCAUAAAAAAAGAAAACAAACUAAUUGAAAAUAGUGAGCAAAAUUUAGUAGAAAUAAAUGCAGCAGAAAUAAUAAAAAAAAUGGGGGGAGAAAAUUUAAGUACCAUUGUUGAUGGAAAUAUAGAUAACUUAAUAAUACAAAAGGAAAUAAAAAAAGAAAAAAAUAUAACAGGACUAAUAAGUGUUAUAUAUAAUAAUUUAGAUAAUUGUGAUAAUAUAAAUUUAAGUAGUGGGAUAAUUAAAAUGUCUAAAAUGAUAGAUUCAUAUCAAAAACAAAGUAUAAUGAGAAAUCCUAUGUAUUUAAGUAUAAUAAAAAAAGUAGAAGAAAAUAUAAGUACUUUUGAAUUACCCAGUUUAGUACAAACUUUUUAUGCUUUUGUUAAAAUCGAUCAUCUCCCUUAUUUCUUUAAUGAUAUAAUAAAUUGUAUAAAUAAUAAAUUAGAUAAAGCUGAGCCUAAACAUAUUUCUAGUAUAUUAUACAGCUUAAGUAAUAUAUUAAUUGAAACAAAUGAAAGUAGAAUUUUAAAAAUGAAAGUUAUAGAUGUUGUUAAAAAUAAUAUAAAAAGUUUUAAUUGUCUUAAUGAUGCUAUAUGUUUACUUACCUCACUAUCAAAGCUAAAGUAUAAAGAUAUAUAUGUAUAUUAUGAACUUUCUAAAAAAAUUGAAGAAAAUAUUGAUGAAUUAAAUAUGAAAAAUGUUAGUAAUAUAUUAUGGUCUUUUAGUAAUAUCAAUUAUACCAGUAAAUUAAUAAAAAAUAUGAAAAAAAUAAUUGAAAAAAAUAUAAACAAUAGCAAUUAUAUAGAUAUAAUAAAUAUAAUAUAUUCAUUGGUUAAAUUAAAUGAAUAUGAUGAACACUUAUUUAAUGAAAUUUUUCCAAAUUUUAUUAACGUUUAUAUACACAAUAUGAAUAUGAAGAAUUUAUGUAUGAUUUUAUGGUCCUAUACAUAUGCAAAUAUUGAUAAUCCAGAUUUAUAUAUAAAUAUAUUAACUAAGAUUAAUGAACAUAUAAAAGAGAUUACUACUAAAGAUAUAAUAUCUAUAUUAACAUGUCUAAGCCGAAUUAAAUAUAAUUAUAGAUAUAAAUAUUUAUUUACUCAUUUAAAAAAUAAAAUUAUAAAAAAUUUAUAUUCUUUUACACCUUUACAAUUAACAAAUAUAAUUUAUUAUUCUUCUUUUUUAGAUUUAUAUGAUCAUAAAUAUUAUUAUUUAUUAAUUCAACAGAUUUAUCAAAUUAGAAAAUUAUUAUAUUUAGAAAAUCUAACUAUAAUUUUGUAUGCAUUAAAAAACGUAUCUUAUUUGAAUGUACAUAAUAUUCAUGUUUUUAAUUUAAUAUCUUAUAUUUUUGAUCAAAUAAAAAAAAAAUAUAAAUUAUUGACCGGAGAAGAUUGUCUUAAUAUAAUGCUCAUUAUGAGUGAUUUAGAAAAAUACACAACUCAAGGGUACCUCACUUUUUUUCUUCAUAAUAAUUCUACAAAUAAUUUGGAUAGCAUUCCUAGUGUGAAAAACCAAGAAUGCGAUAUUUUAUUAUCAAACUCAUUUUAUAACAAUAGUAAAACUUAUGAAAACAAUUUAAAUAAAAAUUAUAUUGAUAUAUUUGAAGAAGGAGUAAACUUAGAAGCAUUACACUUUGAUACAGAAGAAAUUUAUUUUCCUCAUAUUAGUGAUUUAUUAUAUGAACAAAUAAAAAUAAGACUUAACAAUUUUUGGCAAUUAAAUAUAAAAGAUGUUAAUAAUUUAUUAAUAAUUAUGAAAAAUGUUAGUACAUAUGACCCUGUAAUAAUAAAUAUGAUAAUGAGACAAAUUAUUCCUAUUUUAUUAAAAUGUUCGAAUAUUGAAUUCUUAAUUUUUUUAAGUAAUAUAACAGCAAAUACUAAUCUUAAGUUCAUUGCUUUAACGCAUAUGUCUAGAAGGCCAAAGCUUUUACAAGUUUUUAAAAAAAAAAUUAAUUCCAUAACAAGUACUAUAUUGAACAAUUAUGAAGAAGCUGAUUAUUCAUAUCAAAAUGAAUUUAAUAUGACUAUAUCAAAUGUUUUAGAGGAAAACAAACGGGAUUUAAUAAAAAAUGGUACGGUAUUUUCAAAUAUUGAGAAAAAACAUGAUGAUGAUAUUGCAUCAUUUAAUGUGGAUACAAAAACAACGAUUAAUGAUAUAUCAAUUACAAAUAAUAUUUCUGAAAAUCCAGAAAAACAAAUCACAAAAAAUGAUAAUAAUAUCGAAAUAAAUGAUAUGUAUAAUAGCUUAAGUAAAAAAAAAAAUUAUGUCGAUUUAAACAGUUGUAUAGCACUUUGUUAUGCAUGUUUUAAUAUACAUUAUGAAGAUGAUAAUAUUUUAAAAAUGUAUGAUGUUAUAGAACAUAUGAUAUCUGAAGAAAAAAAACCGAUUAGUUCUUUUAUGUUGAUCAAUUUUUUAUAUAUACUCGCUUUGACGAAUAAUAAAUUAAAUACAGUUAUAAAGUUAUCACAAGAAUAUAUGAAUAAUAGAUAUGGAUAUAAUAUAGAAAAAAAAUAUAAUAAUUCAAAAUAUAAAACACAAACAAGCUUUAAUUUAAUUUACGAAGAGAGUGAUGGAUUGUCUAAUUAUAUAGAAAUUGGGAACGAACAAACGUCAUUAAUAUUAUUAAAACUAUUAUAUAUAAAUAUUAUACUAAAUAAAUAUAAUUAUUUAUAUCAUAUAUUAUGCGAAAUUUCAAAAUAUAAUGACAAUUUUUAUAACUAUGAAUUUAUUAAAAUAUCAAAACAAGUGUGUUAUCAUAUUUAUAAUUUCUCAAAUUUUUUUUCAAAAAAUAAAAGUAUUGAAUAUACAUGGAAUAAAGUAAUAAAUAAUGUAUAUGUAAAUGAAGAAUAUAUAUUUUUAGAUUUAAAUUAUGAAAAAACAAAUUUUAAUUUUAUUGAUAUAAAAAAAAAUCAUAAUAUUGUUAAUAAGCUUUUAAAUAAUCCUAAAAUAGACCAAAAUAUAGAUAACAAUAUAGCAAUUGCUAAAUAUUUUUAUUACAUUUUAAAUUACAAUAUUAGUGAUAUAAAUAAUGCAACUCCUAUAACUUCAAAAAAGGAUAAAAAAAAAAUCAAAAUGUUUCAUUUUGACAAUGUCAUAUCUGAUAUUCUUAAUUUCCUAAAUGUACAAUACAAAGGAUCAUAUACCUAUGAAAAUAUUUAUCACAUUUCCUGUUCAUUUCCUCAUGAAAGGCAUAUGAUAGAUAUAAUAUUUUACGAAGAUGUUUUAUAUCCUUCGCACAGACCCUUGUUAUCUGUGGAACUAAGACAAAAGCAACUUGCCUUAAAAGGAUGGGCAGUUCAUUCAAUAAAUUUCCGAGACAUGUACAACAGCAUAAAAGAUAAAAAUAUCAUUUGCUAUAUUUUUAAUAUUAUAAAAAAAAUAAAAAAAGAUUUAAAGGAUUUGCCAAAUAAUGUAGAACAAAAGGAGGAAGAAGAAUUUUGGCAAAACUUAAAAUAUGCUAACAUUUGA
Molecule: messenger RNA, 4575 nt
Organism: Plasmodium berghei ANKA
Lineage: Eukaryota; Apicomplexa; Aconoidasida; Haemosporida; Plasmodiidae
Product: conserved Plasmodium protein, unknown function
Exons: 4
Coding region: 1-4575 (1524 amino acids)
Source: RefSeq, a predicted model, not a curated record